AUGACUUCAGUCUCCCAGCAACCUCAAAUCCCAAGCCAGGCCUCAAACACCACCAGCGCGUCCCAGUCGACUCCCUCUUACGCCUCUACCGCUAAGAAGGCAGUCUCGUCGCCACCCAUCGCGACGGGCUCCUCGACCCCCUCUCCCGCCGUGGCUGUUGGCGGCGCUGCGCCGGUACAGCAGCAACAUGGAAAAUCAAGCUCGAUCUCGCCGGUGAACGGCAAGCCCUCGAUUUCUCCAGCUGUACCGGCAGUUUCUGCUCCUGCAAUCGCGCAUAGCAGUUCUGCAAUUAAUGGUAAUGAGCACGGCCGGAAGAGCUCGGUCACGAUAAGCGCGAAUGGCCCGAGCAGCAUGAACGGUGGCCCCGUUGGCGGAUCAAAGGGGAACAUCCAGUUCGGUUCUAUCACAGACUCGCCAGCUGCGUCUCAUAGCACACCUCAACCGGCUCAGUCCGCGACUUCAGCCCCAAUUCCAAUCCCUAAUCCGAGGACCACUGAUCCGCCACACUCACCGGUCCCCAUCCCUAAAGCAUCUGAAAGUGGCGGUGCGAUACCUCCUUCUGUACUUGGUGGACAAAGUGGAAAUGUUGCAUUUGGCAGUUUCGGUGGCGAUGGCGAUCGUCACAUGCGACAAGCCUCUGGCACACAAGGUCCUCUUGCUCCUGGCAAUCAGCAAGCCGGUGGUCACAACCGUCGGGAAUCCUCACAAUCUGCACAAAAUGAUUUGAACAAUCAGUCAGGCGCAGGUCAAGGGCGUGGUGGAUUCCCUCCUCAAGGCGGGCGAGGCCGUGGGGGCUUCCAACCUCAGUAUCAGCCACAGACGGGUUACCCUCCCCAGAACUCACAACAGUUUAGGGGUUCUCAGAACCAAGGCCGUGGCGGUGGUAUGGCACCUCCCUUCCCAGCCCAAGGUCGACCUCAAUUCCCAAACUCGCCCCAUCAAGUUGCGCGCAGUCCCGCUCUGACACCCUCGAUGCCAGGCACGCCGAACAUGAACCCAGCCAUGCCGAUGCAGAACCAGCCAUUUACACCCUUCUUCCCUCAGCAGCACAUGCAACCUCCUCAAGUACAUCACUCCUCUUUCUCCAACAAUCCUUCAGAUAUUUCUUCAAAGUCCGGCAACAGAGGCAAGGGCAAGAAGAACCAGUGGUCGAGAAACAAUGAGCAGUCCUCAAAUCGCAAUCGAUCAAGAGAGCAUUCAAGGGAACUCUUUGGUCACAGCUACGCGUCGAAUGAGCAAAUGCACUCAGAGCGCGAAAGUUACGAUCAGAAUGAGAAGAGAAACAACUCGGUGCCAGCGGAGCGCUCAGUGAAUGGUCAUUUCAUGCCACCCCAGCACUAUCUGCCACCACUAGAAGCUACUCUGGAACAUCGGAUCUCUUUUGUUGAUCAAGCUGCCUUACCCCCUCUUCCCCCACCCCCUUCCAUCAUUACUGCGCAAGAAGUUUCUCAAAUGGAUCUUUCGCCAUGCAGCGGUGACUUCAACCGAUUUCUAACAUCUAAACAGGCAAGCUACGGUUACCCCCCACAACAAUAUGACCCCCGAAUGUCCAUGCAGAACGCACCGUACAUAUUCCCUCAAAUGCAAGGGAUGGGGUACAUGAGCGGUCCUCCCGCAUCCCCUCAACCGAACUACCAACAGCCAAACUACAUCCCCGGACAGUAUGCUCCACAAGGACAACCGAUGUCACGAAACUCGUCUCAGAUGUCAGAACAGAGACCGGCUUCAAGCAUGGGACAACCUCAAACUCCAUCUAUGACCGCUUCCGUCUCCCAUCCUCACACUCCUCAGCCAAAGGCUAAUCCAACACCAUCCCCUGUCUUCACCAGAACAACUCGCAAGAGCGCCGCAAUUGUCAUCAAGAGGCCAGAUGGCGAAGCAAUUGAUGUAGAAAGCUUCAAGGCACCUGCCUCUCCCGCACCGAGUGCGCGAGCUCGUACGCCACCUGUCAUUGCAUCCACUCCUACUCCUCCACCAAAACCUGCGACUCCCCAACAUGCUCGAACCGAUAGUGCUGCUAUUGGCGGCAAGACCCAAGAGCAGAUUCGCCUCGAGAUCCUGGAGAAGGUUAAGAAAGCUGCGGAGGCCGACAAAGCAGUAGCGGACCAAGCUAAGGCCGAAGAAGAUGCAAAAGCCGCUGAGGCCAAGUUGAAGGAAGAGCAGAAGGCAAAGGAAGAGGCCAGAUUAGCAGAGGAGGCAAAAGCAAAGGAGGAAGCAGAUGCCAAGGCUGCCGCCGCGAAGGCUAAACAGGAAGAAGAAGAAGAGUUGGAGCGUCAAAUCCGUGAAAUGGAGGAGGCCGAGGCCGAGCGCGAGAAGAAAGAGGCCGAGCUUCUUGCAAAGCGUGCUGUCGAGAAAGCUGCAGCCGACAAGGCCAAGGCUGAAAAGGAGAAAGCUGAUGCUGCCGAAAAUGACCGUACACUUCGGGAGGCCGAGCGAGAGAUGGAACGCCUGGAAGAUGAGCGCGAGAAGAAGCGGGCCGAGGCCGAGGCGAAGGCUGCUGGUAAGAGCGAGGAGCCUACUGAAGUCAAGAAGGACAAGCCAGAGAACAAGGACGAAGAGAAGAAUGCGCCAAACACACCAAGCACUUUGGCGUCGAAGCUGUCGAAUCUCACUUUGGGUACCGACAGUGGAGCUUCAACUCCCGCUUCUGAUGAUUCUAUGGGCCCCCCUCCGUCAAAGGUCAAUCAAACCGAAAAGCGUGGCAAGCCUGCUGCACUCAACCUUGCGCCACUCAACACCAAGCCUGUCGAGCCUCCGCAGCCCAGUGCGGCUCUUCAGUCACUCAAGUCUGCCCGCUUCCUGACAGUGCUCAACCCCGCGAUUUACCCAACCCACAUCAGUUCUCCUAACCCGGCACUGAACUCUGCAGUCAUGACAAAAGGCAAGAGCUUCAAAUAUGACAAGGAGUUCUUACUCCAAUUCCAGAAGGUCUUCACCGAGAAGCCAUCUAUGGAAUUUGCGUCUCAGAUCAAAGCUCUCAUUGGUGACGGUGACGGUGGUUCAGCACGUUCCGGAUCGUCACGAACACCUGGAGGAAUGGGCCCUGGAUCAUCCAGAUCGAAUUCUGCCAGACCGAUCGGAGCCUCUGCCAUGGGUGCUUUUGUUAGUCUGGGAAAGACCCUUCCUGCUGGAACAACAUCUGAUCAACGAUAUGCGAUGUCAAUGGGUGCCGUGCCAAGGCCUCCAAUGGCUCAACUAGGUUCUUUCAAUCGUCCAGGUGGUGCAGGCUUCCCCGGUGGCAGCACAAUGGCGCGAUCUUCAUCAAAUUCGAACAUGAGCAGUAUGCCUUCUCCCCGCCAACAAAGCAGGUCGCAACGCUCUGGAAGCAAACGAGACAAUUUCCAGUCAAAUCCCAAGGCCGAAGCUCAAGCCGCAAAGACGAUGCCUCUCACCGCUGGUAUGGAACUCAAACCUAUUCAAGUCUCUGCUACUGGAUGGAAGCCACGCAGCAUUGGCCAGUCUCAAUCAGCUACUGGUGCAGCUGGUCCCACUCCUGGUGCGUCUGGUGCUCCUGGACACAUGGAUCCCGACUUAGUUCAACGAAAGGUGAAGGCAGCUCUGAACAAGAUGACGCCCGAGAAGUUCGACAAGAUCGCCGAUCAGAUCCUCGCCAUCGCGGCCCAAUCCAAGGAUGAAGCGGAUGGGCGUACGCUUCGACAAGUCAUCCAACUCACCUUUGAGAAGGCUACUGAUGAGGCUCACUGGGCUUCGAUGUAUGCCAGAUUCUGCAAGCGCAUGCUGGAGACCAUGAGUCCUGAAAUUAAGGACGAAAGCAUUCUUGACAAGAAUGGCAACAUCGUUUCAGGUGGUAACCUCUUCCGAAAGUACCUUCUGAACCGAUGUCAAGAAGAGUUCGAGCGCGGUUGGAAGAUGGACUUGCCCGAUAAGCCAGAAGGUGAACCUGGUGAUGACAAGACUCCAGAGGCUGUCAUGCUCUCCGAUGAGUACUAUAUUGCUGCAGCUGCUAAGCGACGUGGUCUUGGUCUUGUCCAAUUCAUCGGUGAACUUUACAAGCUCAGCAUGCUCACGGAACGUAUCAUGCACGAGUGCGUGAAGAAACUUGUGGAUUACACUGGCAUUCCUGAUGAAGCUGAAAUCGAAUCAUUGACGAAGCUUCUCAAGACGAUCGGUGGAAACUUAGACAGCACCGAGAAGGGCAAACCCAUGAUGGAUGUCUACUUCACUCGCAUCCAGUCUAUGAUCGAUACUCCAGAACUUCCAAGCCGUUUGAGAUUCAUGCUUAUGGAUAUCGUUGAUCUGAGGAAGAAGCGAUGGCAAUCGAAGGAGGACAACAAGGGUCCUAAGACCUUGGAAGAGGUCCGAGCUGAGGCUGAGGCAGCUGCUGUUCAGAAGGCUGCUGAGAACGCUCGUGGCCCACGCGGCGGUGGUGGUAGCGGACGAAUGCCAAUGGGCCGUGGUGAUUCAAGAAAUUAUUCAAACCAAUACGGCAACAACCAGCCCCCUCCCGACUACCAAAAGAACACUGUUGGUAUGGAUGAUCUCCGUCGUCUUACCAACAAGGGUGCAACCAGGGCGGCAAGUCAACAAAUGUCGUUCGGUCCCACGUCGAUGUUUUCGUCUCGAAGUAACAGCGGCCGCAAGAUGGGCCCCGGUGGUUCAUUGAGCAGGACCGGCGAAGAUUCUGGAGCGUCAUCAAGAACAGGCACCCCCCCGCAACAAAAGGAAAAGGAAUCAGCCACUUCCGCAAAUGCAUUUAGCCUUCUUGCAGGAUUAGGAUCCGGUGACUCAGAGCACCCAGCCUCUCCACCAUCAACAUCAGUUUCUCCCGCACUGUCGAAGGCAACUCCCGCAGAGAAGCCAGAAGACAAGAAAGAGAACGAGCCAUGA
This is a messenger RNA of Hyaloscypha bicolor E, 4848 nucleotides long. RefSeq lists its product as uncharacterized. The transcript is spliced from 4 exons. Gene Ontology annotation, molecular function: mRNA binding; protein binding; translation initiation factor activity. The record is from RefSeq and is a predicted model, not a curated record. Bases 1 to 4848 code for a protein of 1615 amino acids. NCBI's taxonomy places the organism in Eukaryota, Fungi, Ascomycota, Leotiomycetes, Helotiales, Hyaloscyphaceae. Gene Ontology annotation, cellular component: eukaryotic translation initiation factor 4F complex.